Gigantopelta aegis is the source of this 6861-nucleotide messenger RNA. Its product is annotated as regulating synaptic membrane exocytosis protein 2-like. The transcript has 28 exons. The coding region runs from base 235 to 5265 and encodes 1676 amino acids. The record is from RefSeq and is a predicted model, not a curated record. Gene Ontology annotation, biological process: intracellular protein transport; calcium ion-regulated exocytosis of neurotransmitter; regulation of synaptic plasticity. Gene Ontology annotation, cellular component: cytoskeleton of presynaptic active zone; presynaptic membrane. NCBI's taxonomy places the organism in Eukaryota, Metazoa, Mollusca, Gastropoda, Neomphalida, Peltospiridae. Gene Ontology annotation, molecular function: transmembrane transporter binding; small GTPase binding.
AUGGGAACGUAACGUCUCGUUGGGUCUGCGGCUACAUGUUGGCGCCAAAAUCCUCUGCAGCGUUAACCGGGAGGAACUUCAGGCAUGGGAUACCGUUGCUCUAUGCUUUGGGUAUUUUGAUUUCUGAAAAUGAUUGAAGGAAAAUAGCUACAAUUGAACGAUCUCGCCCGCCAGGCGACCGCAAACCUGGCUGCAACUCGGAGCUUAGCGGAUCAAUAACCAGAAAGGGACAAAAUGUCUUCCUCGCGUCGACCAUCCCUGCCGCCUAUGCCUGAUCUCAGCCAUUUAACUGAGGACGAAAGGAGGGUUAUUGAAGAUGUCCUUCGAAGACAGAGAGAGGAGGAGGAAAAAGAGCAAGAAGUCAUCCGGCAAAUGCAAGAUGAGUUUGAGUCGUAUCAGCAGUCUGUCAAGAAGCUCACGGAAGAGACCCAGAAAGUACCAAACAUUCAGGAUGAGGGCGCCGUCUGCCAGAUCUGCCACAAGACCAAGUUUGCAGACGGCGUCGGACACAGCUGCCACUACUGCAACCUCAAAUCCUGCGCCAGGUGCGGUGGGCGCGUUGCCUUACGGGCUAACAAGCCUGGUCUGUUCCCUGUUGGGGCACCGGGUUCUACUGCAGAACAGAAGAUAAUAUGGGCAUGCAAUUUGUGUCGGAAGAAACAGGAGCUGCUGGCGAAGACGGGAGCAUGGUACCACGGCGGAAUGGCCCGACCGGUCGCACUGGACGUCGGGGACACAGCUUCGGGCAGUGAGUCCGUGUCCAGCAAGAAGGACCCCAGUCCUCUCAACGAGAAGAAGCCCAAGCUGCUAGACAACAGUCAACGCUCGGAGAAAGAGAAUAUAGAAAAACUCGAAAAGGCCAACAUAGUGAGGACUGGUAGCAUGCAAGGGAGAGAACUGAAGCGUCAGUAUUCUAUGUCUGAUGCCAUGACAGACAAAAAGUCUGACAUCAAGGAUUUAACGCACCCCCAGGCUGGACCUGGCACUAGUGUAGACAGCAGGUUGAUUUCCGAGCAGGAGAAACUACGCGAGCACGGGCAGCUGCCGGAGAGAGGGAGGGGCAAAGACCGGAGUCCUGCCAGGCACAGACACAGCAGUGAGAGCAGGAUAACCGAGACAGACAGACGAUACAACCGGGAGCUGGAAGGUCAUGGUCAUGACCGGCACGGCAGUCAGAGGUCACGUGAUGUGUCGUCUGACCGACCUGCAGGGCAGCACAAGUCGGAGAGAAGUAAAAGGGAAGGGGAACAGCAUAGAGAAGGCCCGGAGAGAAAAACUGAUGGCAGAGAACGGCACAGAGACAGUCGAGAACCUUCGCAGACAGGACAUGAAAGACGCCAUGACAGACCAGAAGACAGAGAGACAUGUGAGAGACGCAGAGACGGAGGAAAGGACAGACGGAAGGACGGACAAGGUGAUAGAUACAGACAGCCAACCAAUGGUCAUAGGGAAUACGCGGAUGUUCACGACACAAGAGUGGAAAUUCUCGAAGGUCGAGAACUUCGAAAGCUGGAUAUGCUAGACAGCAGGACUGAAAUGCAUGACCAGCACAACUUAGAUAUGCAAGGUGACGACCCCCACGUAGAAAGGCGGGGUAGUGGUCGUCACCAUAGAGACCGCAGUCUCAAAGAACAACGGCGAUCUCCUAGCAAGGAACGUGAUACACAUAGAUACAAAGAUAUAGAAAAUGUAGAUUUUAAGGAUACACAAAUUCCACGCCAUAGGAUAUUAAUAGAUCAAGCUAGUGAUACACCAACCGCCUCGGAAGACUCUCGGGAAAUGGACCGAUUUAACGAUGGUAAAAAUAAGCAACAUCUCGACCCAAGUUCCGCUGCCUCGAGGACAUCGCGAAAUAAUCGCAAAAAAUUGGAAAGUAUGUUACGCAAUGAUUCGUUGAGUUCGGACCCUUCCGAUUGUGUGCGCCCCCCUCCCCCAAAACCCCACAGGCAUAAACGCGGCAAGAAGCAAAGACAGCAUUCCAUUAGUAGUUCGGACGAUGAUGUUAGAUCGACGCCAGAGUGCUCAAGUUGUGAAGAGCAAGAAAUUGAGAGUGAAAGUGUGAGCGAAAAAGGCGUGAAUCACAGAGCUCGGGAAUGGGAGAUAGAAAGCUUCAGCGAUGCCUCUUCAUUGCGCUCCUCUCGGCGAUCUAAACAUGCGAAAAUGUUGCAAUUUAGUCGCGGAGGUAGUCUGGAUGAAGAGAGUGGCGGGUGGGCUGAACCCCAAAUAAAAGACUCAGGCAUAGAUACGGGCCUAUCAAGUAGUAGUCAAACAUUGAACGAAGACCAUCUUAAGAAACCUUACAAAGAGCCUCGCUACUCAUUACCCCAAGGCAAUUUGAUAAGAGUGGAUUGUCACCCGGUUACCUGGCAACUGUCAGCCAGUGGCUCUAAGUGGAUUGGUCACAUGAUAUUAAAGAAAACUGUGUUAGAAGGUGGCGGCCAUAAAACAGAUUCUAGUGCUAUUUUAGGUUUAAAAGUUAUUGGUGGUAAACUGUCUGAAAAAGGAAAACUCGGGGCUUUCAUUGCAAAGGUGAAGAAAGGCAGCAUCGCCGAUACAGUCGGUCACCUUAGACCAGGUGAUGAGGUUGUAGAAUGGAAUGGCCGAUCACUUCAGGGCGCUACAUAUGAGGAAGUUUAUGAAAUAAUUCUAGAAUCAAAACAGGAGCCGCAGGUUGAGCUUAUAGUUCAUCGCAGUACAGAAACGGGAGAAGUGCCACCAGGAGUUCAAACCACCUUCAUUGGAAGUCAUGCUCGGGAUUAUGGUCUCAGGGAUGCGUUGCCUGCACGGGAGCGAGAGCGGGAACGAGGCAGGGAUUCCCAUCGAGACAGAGAUGGACACAGAAGUCAUCCACCCUGCAGUGUGACCGUGACCUCUCCAGUGUCACCGACCUCGCCAGGGGUCAGGUCAAGACCACACACUCCUCAAAUCACCGGAAAACUUCAGGUCAAACUGUGGUAUGAUGUCCAAAGUUAUGAGUUGAUAGUCACUGUGAUUAAUGCCAUUGAUCUACCACUGACUGAUGGGGGCAAGUUCCGCAACCCAUACUGCAAGUUGUAUCUGCUUCCUGAUCGAAGACUUCUUCAGAAAAGUGUGUCGAAUCACCAUAAGGGAGUUAACUUUGUAAACUUAGCGAGACAGUCUUCUAUUGGUUGUUACACUCCAGGGGCAGGUUGUUCUGAGCACAAGUUAGCUAACCAUUGUGAGAAGAGCAAAAGAAGAACUAAAACAAUUGCUAACACCAUCGAGCCAACGUGGAAUCAGACGUUUAUUUAUUACGCUGUCAAGGAGUCGGAUAUGAGAGAUAGACUACUCGAGAUAACAGUCUGGGAUUACGACAGAAUAGGAGCCAGCGACUUCCUAGGGGAGGUGUUAAUUGAUCUAACCACUGCCAAUCUAAACGAUGAGCCUUACUGGUAUCAACUUGGUCUCCAUGAUGAUGCCAGCUUACCACUUCCUUCCUCCUCACCUAGAACGAAAGUGUGUCACGAUGCGACCGAUCUGCGGAAAUCCCACCUCACAGCACCUCACAUUUCACGCGGCCUCAGCGACAGUGACAUGUCGGAACUCGACUUCGACGACGGCAUCGGAGUUAUUGCAGUUGUAGGUCGCGAUGAACUCGGCUCUCGCAGGCGACACAUACCCGGUGAACAGCUGGAAUUACCAGAGCAUGUACAGAAAAGGUCAAGGUCUCCAUCAAGGGAGGUCGGUGGAAGAUCGCGAUCAAGAUCACCCAGCCAUCACAGAGUCCCUGAAGGUUCACGAUCACUAUCACCGCCAGAUCUAAGGACACAAGCUGUAGGGGGUGUUCGGAGCGUGCACGCCAGAUCUGCCGGCGGAACCCCCCAGUCCACACCUUCCCCGAAGAAGAGACAGCUACCAGCAAUACCUCUUGAGGCUCAGAUGGCCAGCAGAGAUCGAGUAACUCAAGAUCUAGAAGAACGAGCUCGCCUGAUGAAGAUGAAGAUGAAGAUGGGUGGAAGUCCUAGCAGACACGGGUCAAACUAUCCACAGUCCGACAGCGAGGCAUAUUAUUCUAGACAUGACAAGUACUUAGAUAGGUCAAAAGAACGUGGCAAGUCAAGAGAGCGGGGCGUGUCAAUGGAUCGUAACCGACGGGAACAUGGUCGAGACAGGAUGGACCGUGGCUAUGACAGGGGCAGAGACCCUGAAAGAGGAAACAGAAGUAGGAGAAAAGAAUUCAGUCCAGAUGUGUCUGAUGACGUGGCCAGUGAUGUUUCUGAAACGAGUGACAUGUCGGAGGUGUCAAAGGUCAGCACGAUUAGUGUGAGGUCAACGCAGUCAGAGCGACCUCAUCGCAGACUGAGCGAGUUCACCCAGAAGAUGGAGAGUAAGACAACGAUCCCUCGGUCGCGGCCGGUGGUCCGCAGCACCAACAAUGACACGCCCAGCUACGACAAGAAUGAUGGCAGCAUGUCCGACUCUGCCGUGUCGUCAAGCCUAACUGAGGGACGUAAACGCCGGCCGAGUCUCAGUCACAAAAUGGCCUCGUUUGUCGGUCUCAACCGGAGAAGUAGCAGUGCCACACAGUUAGCAGAGAAGAAGAAGAAUGCUUUCCAGCGGAGUGAGGAAGUUGGGCCGGUAGAUCUCCGGGGUGGAAUGUCCAAACAGGCCAGCAAGGACUCGACUGACGGCAGCGUGGGCAGUAUUAGUAGUGACUCCUCCAGUGUACAAUGGCUUCCCACGGGUGUGCGGCUCGGUCCAGAGGGACAGUUUGGGGACUUUGUUGAGGGACUCGGUCCGUCCCAACUCGUAGGUCGCCAGGUCCUUGGGUCCGCGUGUCUCGGGGAAAUCCAACUCGGCCUCUAUGACAGGAAGGGUCACCUCGAGGUUGAGGUUAUUCGAGCAAGAGGGUUGUUGUCUAAACCUGGAGCUAGAGUUCUUCCAGCACCGUAUGUGAAGGUUUACCUGAUAGAGAACAAGACGUGUGUGGAGAAACAGAAGACGACGACGGCGAGAAGAACGCUCGACCCGCUCUACCAGCAGCAACUCGUCUUCAACGAGUCUUACCACGGCAGAAUACUGCAGGUUACUGUGUGGGGUGAUUAUGGACGAAUGGACAAAAAAGUGUUUAUGGGUGUAGCCCAAAUUCUACUGGCUGAUUUAGAUUUAAGCAACAUUGUGAUUGGCUGGUACAAACUGUUUACAACUUCCUCAUUGGUUGGACACCAUUCCUCUUCCUCUGGUCUUGCUCAAUCGUCACGGGGUUCGACAUCUUCUCUUGAAAUACUAGGGUCAAGGUCAUAGUAGUUGGAAUCGCUCAGCCUCGGCUGAUAAUAUAGUCACAGUCUCCGGGCACCAGUCGUCUCAAGCACAGGGCUCGAAAAACAAUGGCUGCUUUACCACCUGAUUUGUGCUUCAUGGAGGAGAAGGAGAAGAAUGUGCAUGAUCUGUUUUUCAAGCUGUAUUUGUUUGGCGCAGUGUUUUCCAAUGUUUCUCAACGUUAUUUCUUCCUUGAACUGACAAUUUUUUGUCCCAUGCAUUUUUUAUUAAAAAUAAAAGACUUAUUGAUGUAACAGAAAAAAACAAUUUCAGCAUCAUUUUCAGUAUAUAUGCCAUCAUGUGAGUCUUCACUUUAAAAGAGUUGGCCUAGAUUAUUAUUAUUAUUUUUUUUUUUUAAACAAUAUUUAUUCAGAUAAAUGAAGUGGAUCGGCAGACAGGCAGUAGGCUUGUAUAAAUGCCUCUCCAUAGACAUUUAAUACAGAUAUCACACGAGAAGGUUUUAGCGUUAUUUGAAACCUUCUUAUUUCAUUAUUUUAAUGGCAUUGUUGAAUAUUUCCAAGCAAUCCUGACAUGACUGAGAUUACUAUAAACAUGUUAUAGUUAUCAGAACUACAUGUGAAGAGUUUAGGUGCAAAACGCAAUAUAUCCAUUUGUAAUUUUCAGUAAAAGUGAUUUCUUAAAUUGGCAUAUAUCGCGUUUUGAUAAUAAUAAAAAAAACGGGAUUUACCCAAUACAAUUUCAUACGGAUCAAUCACGUUUUGCAGCAAAACAGCGUGCCUACGAUUAGCCCUUACUGACAUACAAUAAUGGCUUUAAUUAAAAACUAGAAAGAAAAUGGUUUAUAUCGCGUUUUGCACCUGAACUCUUCAUGUAUUUCUUGGCACUUUUAACAGAACAAAGUACUUUGCUUGCAGUAUGACUGAUGUGAUAAUAUUUUUAGUCUUUUUCGAAUGGUACAUUAUGGUUAUGCUAUUCAUAAUUGUAGAGUUUAUUUACUUAAUUUGUUUCUUAUGAGAAAUGUGAUUAUAAAAAAUGUAUCACAUAAGCAAUUACUAAUGGAAUGGAUUUUUUUCAACUAUUCCUUCUUCAUUACGUUAACUGUAGCAAGCAAGUAUAUAGGCCCAGAGAGAGUGAUUUGUAAUAUGUCUUCUUUCUUCCUUUUUUAAAACUUUAUACAAAUUCUCAUAUGUAUCAAAACGAUUUCAGCUGCCGUUGAAAGGUCUUUUAAUUGAUGAUUAACUGUAAAUAUUUAUUGUAACCCUUGGAUGAUGAUAAUUAAGCUGUCGUGUGGUAGAACAUUCUGUAAGGCUCACAUUCCAUUAACGUGAUUCUGUUUGUGAUUAUCAUUCACAUUUCCACAUGUGCUUUUCAAUAUCUGCAUUUUCGCAAGCGGAUUUCUAUACAAAAUUUAACUUUGUCAAAAUAUACUUUUAAUAUUGAAUGCGUUUUCAAUAUUCGUGUUUUCGCAAGCUGAUUUCUAUACAAAAUUUAACUUUGUCAAAAUAUACUUUUAAUAUUGAAUGCGUUUUCAAGAUCCGUGUUUUCGCAAGCUGAUUUCUAUGCAAAAUUUAACAUUGUCAAAAUAUACUUUUAAUAUUGAAUGCGUUUUCAAUAUUCGUG